CCGGUCCCGGCCCCCGUCCCGGGCGGGAGGACGCCCCGCCGCCCCCCGCCCGCUGAGCCCCAGCCCGGCCAUGGGGGCUCUGACCAGCCGGCAGAACGCAGGGGUGGAGGAAGUGGAUAUCCCCACUAAUUCCGUCUACAGAUACCCCCCGAAAUCCGGGAGCUACUUUGCCAACCACUUCAUCAUGGGAGGCGAGAAGUUCGACUCCACGCACCCCGAGGGGUAUCUCUUUGGGGAGAACAGCGACCUCAACUUCCUGGGGAACCGGCCCGUGGUGUUCCCUUACGCUGCUCCACCUCCUCAGGAACCCGUGAAGACCCUCAGGAGCUUAAUCAAUAUCCGCAAGGACACCCUGCGCCUCGUCAAGUGCUCGGAGGAGGUGAAGACCCCCGGGGAAGAAGUCAGCAAAGCCAAGGUGCACUACAACGUGGAGUUCACCUUUGACACCGACACCCGUGUGGCCAUCACCAUCUACUACCAGGCAACCGAGGAGUUCCACAAUGGGGUGGCCAGCUACAUCCCCAGGGACAACAGCCUGCAGUCGGAGACAGUGCACUACAAGCGGGGGGUGUGCCAGCAGUUCUGUGUGCCCUCCCACACCAUCGACCCCUCAGAGUGGAGCGAGGAGGAGCUGGGCUUCGACCUGGACCGGGAGGUGUAUCCCAUGGUGGUGCAGGCGGUGGUGGAUGAAGGAGAGGAGCACCUCGGGCACUGCCAUGUGCUGCUGGCCACCUUUGAGAAGCACAGCGAUGGCACCUUCUGUGUGAAGCCUCUCAAGCAGAAGCAAGUGGUGGAUGGUGUGAGCUACCUCCUGCAGGAGAUCUACGGCAUCGAGAACAAGUACAACACACAGGAUUCCAAGGUGGCCGAGGACGAGGUGAGCGACAACAGUGCCGAGUGUGUGGUCUGCCUGUCGGACGUGCGCGACACCCUCAUCCUGCCCUGCCGGCACCUCUGCCUCUGCAACACCUGCGCCGACACCCUGCGCUACCAGGCCAACAACUGCCCCAUCUGCAGGCUGCCUUUCCGAGCCCUGCUUCAAAUCCGAGCCAUGAGGAAGAAGCUGGGUCCCCUCUCGCCCACCACCUUCAACCCCAUCAUCGCCUCGCAGACCUCGGACUCCGAGGAGCACUCGUCCUCAGAGAACAUCCCCCCUGGCUAUGAGGUGGUGUCGCUGCUGGAGGCCCUCAAUGGGCCACUGACGCCCUCGCCAGCUGCUCUGCCCCUGCGGGCCCUGGGGGACCCCCCGGGCGUGGGGACCCUCCCCUCCUACGGCAGUGAUGGCCCCCUGCCCGCCCUGAGGGCCCUCUCACCCCUCCAGCGCCUGCCUGACUGCGGUCCCCCGGGGCUCAAGCUGAAGAAGAGCAUCUCCAAGUCCAUCUCACAGAACUCCUCCAUCCUGCCCGAAGAGGAGGACGAGAAGUCAUGCACCGAGUCGGAGUCGAGAGUCUCCAGGAGGAGAUCCCCAGCCCGGUGCGAGGAGGAGUGUGGCGCGACACCAGAGAGCGAAAACUUCACCCUGUCAUCAUCAGGAGCCAUUGACCAGUCCUCGUGCACUGGGACACCCCUCUCUUCCACCAUUUCAUCCCCAGAAGGUACAGAGCCCGUCAGCAGCAGCCUGGCUCAGUCCGUCAUGUCCAUGGCCUCCUCCCAGAGCCAGCACUCCCAGCUCAGCACCGACACUGUGUCUUCCAUGUCUGGCUCCUACGUUGCUCCUGGCACAGAGGAAGAAGAGGAGGAGGAGGAGGAAGAGGAGGAGGAGGGGGACAUGCUCCCCUCACCCGCAGCCGCAAGCGCCACAGCCUCUGAUGGAGAGUCAACGCCUGUGGAGUCCCCGGAUGCAAACUUUGUCAGCAUCUCUGCCGAGGAGCGCGAUGCCGAGGGCAACGACGUGCUGGAGGAUGAGGAUGCCUCUCCCACGCAGGAAGACGGCCCGAGGACAGGCGCUUUCCUCGGUCUGAGGUGUGACAAUAACAAUGACAUGGGCAUCGCACACGUGAAAGCGCUGGACAAUAAGCUGUGCUCUGAGGCCUGCUUACCUGGCUCCUCCGUCCGUGUGAAAGUUCAUGUUCGCUCUGUGCCAACACGGUUCUCUCCACCCACGCUUGUGUCCCCUCCCUGCCCAGAGUUGCACAAAGGUGACAAAUGUAUUGGUGACCCCUGGUCCCCCCACGGGCCAAAGGGAGCAGUGGGCUGGGGACCCUUCCUCAGCCUGUGGGUGGAGAAAUGGGGCAAACAAACAAGACAAAGCCCUCCGAGGGGUCUCCAUCAAUACAUUUGUGGACAAGUUGAAAGCAACUCUGCCCUUGCCUUGCCCCUCUGCCUAACUUUGUGGCAGGUCCCAAACCUGCAGCAGGUGCUGGAGAGCCAAGAGGGUGGGUGAAACCCACUGGAGGGAAGGGAAAUCCUUUUCCCCCACCUACUCCAUUGGAAAAGCCUCCUCUCCUGCUGCCGUGCCUGUUCCUGGUGGUUUCUGUGCUGGAGAAACACAGCUGAGGCUCUUGGGGAGGAACAGGCUUCUGCCACAAAAGUCCUAUGUCCCCUCCAUCACCCUCUGGAAGCAGCUGCCUGAGCCCUGCCAGCCCAGGGAGGCUGGGGAGGGAGCUGGGGGGGUGUCCCAGCAGCACCUCUGUCUUGCUGGGGAGCCUGGCAAAGCAUCCCUUGGCUGUGGCACCAGCCAAAGCCAUCCUUGACUGCAUCCCCCUUGGUUGUGCCAGGGGGAGGAUGAGGAAGGGGGAGCUUUGCAGCCCCAAAGGCUCCAGCACAGGGUCAGAUUCUUGCUCUGCUGUGAGGAGUGCACUGGCCGUGUCCCCAGCCUGGGCUGGGGUGCAGGAUCUGGCCCCCGGGACAAGCCCAGCCAAGGAUGGGCUCUCCAUCCUUUGGCCACCGUGCCUGUCCGUGUGUCUGGUGGCUGUGCUGCUUGGAGCCCUCGGCACGGAGCUGCCCUGCAUGAGGGGCCAUCCAGCCUCGGCAUUUGCGGGGAAAAGCAGGGAAUUACCACUCGUGCCAGGACCGGGGGCAGAGGAGGUGCAGAGUGGGGGCUCUAGGGCUGCCCAUGGUCCCCCAAGGAUGGCAGAGGGCCCAGUGGGAGGAGCACCAGUGAUGUUCUCCAUCCCUUUACACUCACUGUACGACAUGAUGUACUUUUUUCCACAUCAUGAUGGACAGUGAUUAAUGUUUUACAACUUUCCCUUUUCAGAUGUUGUACCAGUCUGUGUAGAUCAGGAUGUUCCAGCAGUUUUUAACCAGGGCAAUGUCCAUCCCAGGAGUGGUUGGAGGGGAGGUGUCACGUAAUGUGACGUUGUCACAUGUGCUCUGGUACACAAUUUUUGGUAGGGAGUAGUUGAAGUUACAGCUAUAUAGAAUUGAAUGGUUAGAAAGCUGUAUCUUUGUGUCAUCCACUGUUAAAUUACCACAAGGGGUUCUUAGACAUUACACACCCUUGUUCUGUGGAUACUGGGAUGGAUUCAGGAUCAGUGUCAGGAGACAUUUCAAAAUGACAGACGCAGCUCUGUGUCCAAACAGGCAUCUUGGGCUUUCAAAGUAUUUACUUUCACAUAUAAACCCCUGUCAUUGUCUCACCACACAAGCAUCUACAUCAGUGGUUUGCUAUAUGUGUGUAUGAUUGUUCUUAAAACCCAAUGCUUGAUGUUCUUGUGGAUCUAGUUCUGUUACGAGCACAAGGAUUGGGUAUAUGGUAUAGAAGCAUUGCAUAUUGCUAAGACAAAAGCUGUGACCUUAUUAGAAAUGGGGAGAUAAAAUCUGAUUAUAGACCACCAGGAUUGAAAUUCCCUUUCGAAUGCAGUGGCAAUAUCCAAAAUUACCUUUGCAAUGUCAGGUUAAUUCAAAAUAAAAGUCCGUUUUUCCCUUCUCUGAUUGUCACAGCACUGAUAGAGUGUAGCCACAACUGAGCUGAGAUACAGCUGAGUGCUGAAGGCACUUUGCUUUGAGCAAUUCCCAGAGCAUCAGACAGGUUGUUAGCAUUUUGAUAUUUUCCUGAAGCAGAAAAGAUAGUUGAAUGUGACCACUCUGUGUUUCAAAGAGAGGAUAAAGAAGAACUUAAGGGUUGCUCUGUAGUGCUCAAAUCAUUCAUGGUUGUGCCCAAUUUAUUAGCCAGAGUUUCCAGAUCAGUAUUGUUCAAUAUCCCUGUUCCAGUUCCCAGUAUACGAGUCAGAUGUGAGAGGUGAUGGCCUCUGGUUUAGUCAGGAAAACCAUCCUGUAAAAGGUGAACAUUUUGGUCUGAUAGGAGAAACGUUGGUCUGCAUGGACAUUUCUGCUCUCUUUAAGGAACCAGGAUGAAACAAUGUUUGUUGUCGUCCAACCAAUUUGACCUCAUAUGGUCUGGCCGGUGAAACAUUCAGGAGUAGUUUGAUAGGUUUGGGAGUAUGCUGGGGAGUAUGCUGGGCACCCUUAAACCCUCUAGGACACAGUCAGAUUCUAUAUCAUGAGGAGAUAAGACCAGUUUUGUAUCUUUCAAUUUACAGUCCUUUAGGUUCACGGUGAGACAGACUGAGGGUGUUCCAUAUCUUGCGGUUUUGUUUUGGCUGUAUCGUUCAUCAGAGUUCUAAGGACUUGUUCCCAGUGCAUGACAACCCCAUUCACUGAUUUUUGGGGACCUCUGAAGACAGUUACACCCUGGCCUUUGAGAUCUGUGGUGUUCAAGUAGCCACAUCUAGGAGAGUCUCCAAGCCCAUGGAAUGAUGUUGAGAUUUGAUAAUUAUAUUUUUGCCUUCUUGGUAGUGGAGAUGUGGUUCCUCAAAGCUGCUGUGAAAUCUCUGCAGAUUUCAAUCUGCUGGGGAAGGGCUUUGGGAGGAGGUGAAAGGCCACAUCCCAGGGAUUUUAGGACACAAGGUUUAACUAAAACAUGCACAUCUGUGUCCUGAGUGGAACCUGCAGAGCCAUGGGGUGUGGAGCGAGUUGCAGGGGCUGUCCCCAGGGCUCAGAGCAUCUUUGGCUGUAGCCACAAUCAGGGGACAGGGUGGCAAAAACAGCUUUGAAAAGAGAAACUGGGGGAAGGUUCCUGCUGAAAAGGUUGGCACCAAGGUGGGAGGGCUGGGGAGCUGCUGCAGAAGACCUGAAAUCCCCCAAGGGCUUUUGCUGAUUUAAAGCCACAGAUGCUCCAAGUGAUCCCACAGCAGGCCAAGGGAUCUGGUUGUGUUUCACUGUGAAGGGAUUUAGGAGCUGGUCUGCCCAGGACAGGUUUGCUGGCUGCUGAUGGCAGGGGAAACCCCUCCUGCAGCCCAAGGCGUGGACAUGGGGCUGAUACCCUGCAUCAGGGCCAGACCCUGUCCUGCUGCCCCAGCCCUACCCCUCAGCAGCCUCCCAAGGGUGCACUGAGCUGAGCUGGCUCUCUGCACUGGAGCUCUGCAGUGACUUAGGCAAUAUCAAGCUCUUAAUGGGAUUUCGGUGUGCAUGUACAUGCGGUCCUGUUUAAUUAUCCAUUCCCUCCGGGAUCUGCAGACUUAACAUGCCUCCCUCUCCAGCUCUGAGCUCGCCAUGAAAAGCCAGUCGAAAUGGCAGCUGUCACCUUGCAUAAAUCAGCAGGCAGCAGGAUUUUGUUGCCUCCUUCUCUGGGGAAGCCUCAUCCCUUGGCCUUAACGUGCCCUCGCACAGUCCCUCUGGCUCAGAGCUGCUCUGGGCACAGGGUUUAACCUCACUGGUGGGUGCAGCCCCCUGCUUUAGGGGCACACCCGCUUCCUGAGCCCCUGCUGGGUUUGGUGGUGCGACACAAUCUUCUGCCCUGUCCCAACUGGAGGGUGCUGCCUGAAUUGGGGGGAGCCUGCAGCCGGAGAGGAGUCAUGGGGGCACCCCAUGAGCAUGCCCACCCCUCGGUUCUCCUUGGCACG
Messenger RNA from Empidonax traillii (willow flycatcher), 5846 nucleotides. It is a transcript of the gene RNF157, whose product is annotated as ring finger protein 157. Bases 71 to 2383 code for a protein of 770 amino acids. The record is from RefSeq and is a predicted model, not a curated record. Gene Ontology annotation, molecular function: ubiquitin protein ligase activity. The transcript has 19 exons. Gene Ontology annotation, biological process: protein ubiquitination. Gene Ontology annotation, cellular component: cytoplasm. NCBI's taxonomy places the organism in Eukaryota, Metazoa, Chordata, Aves, Passeriformes, Tyrannidae.